GGCUGGGAGGGUAAACAAGAGAUGUGGUGCAGGUGUUGACUUAUGUCUCUUAUUUACUUUAUUACUUGAACUAGUCACUUGAAGAAGGCAAUUAUGAUGGCCGUUGCAACAGUUGAGAAUUCAGCAUUGGAAAAGAUAUUAAAUUUUGUGAAUGAUACUGGUUACAAGGAACUUAUGCAAAAUUCUGCCAAAUAUAAUGUGAGAAUCCGCAAGGACAGGAUAUAUCGACAGCCAUAUAUUGAUGGUCAGACAGGGGUAGCACAGCGACACUGUCAUCUCUUCGUUAGUGACAAACAUCGUAUGCCAGGAAUUCUGCAGGGUCAGGUCUACACAUAUCCAGCAAGAAGAUGGAAAUCACAGAGACGGUCAUACUUAGGUUCUCUUAUGCAGGCAGCUAAAGCAGACCCUGAUGAACAUACAAUUACUACAGUGGAAAAUCCUGCUGCAAUUGUUGCAGCUGUUGAAGAACCUGUCCAUCAACCAGAGAAAGUGGUAGUGGGGCCGCUAGAGCAAUGGGCAACCUUCUAUGAGGAAGGGCCUUUUGAAGAUGAAUUGGAUGAUGAAUUUGAAUCAGAAGAAGAUUUUGAUGAUGAAACAUACAAUCGUAAAGGAAGCAAACGAAAGAAGGCUGCAGUUGGGAGAAAGCCUAAGGCUGCUGGUGGAAUACCUAAGAAAGCCACCAAAAAGAAGACAUCCGAGAAUAAUGCACAGCGUGGUAGCAAGAAAAAAUCAGCACCCAAAACACCUUCUAAAACUCCAAAGAAUGCCAAAAAGGAUGAUGACGACCCCAAUAACAAACCGUAUGGUUGUGAACUGUGUGGGAUGCGGUACAAGACGCGGCCUGGCCUAACUUACCACUAUGCACACUCGCAUAAGGAGGAGAAGGAGGAGGAGGCUAAAGCCCCUGCUAGAGCUAACGAGCAAAUCCAGGCUAACGACCCCACCCCAGACUACUUACCAGUCCAGGCUCAGGCCUCUGCUAUCCCACAGUGGGGCCGUCGUUCAUGCUCCGUGGGUCAGGCAAACGCUGGGUCCACGAUGCCUGCAGCAGUUGCGACUCCCAAUGAUGCAGUAGUCGACAAGGGUGUGGGGAAGAAGAAGGUCUCCGCUUCACCCUACUGUGAUUUCUGCUUGGGUGACUCGGCAGAAAAUAAGAAAACGGGAGUCCCCGAGAACCUUGUGUCAUGUGCUGACUGUGGACGAUCAGGCCACCCAACAUGUCUUCAGUUUACAUCUAACAUGAUGAAGAGUGUCGUGAAGUACCGUUGGCAGUGUAUUGAGUGUAAGACAUGUACGCUUUGUGGUACAUCAGAGAAUGAUGAUCAGCUAUUGUUCUGUGAUGACUGUGACCGAGGAUACCACUUGUACUGCCUUGACCCACCUCUCUCAGAACCACCUGAAGGAGAAUGGUCUUGCUACUUGUGCUUGCAAGAGUUCCAUACUAAUUAAGUUUAGAGGUGACAAGAUUAUCACAUCUCCUGAAAAUUCAUCUUUGAAAAGGUUAGGAACUUGGAACAAGAUAAAAUGGACUAUAUGUUUGAAUAUUUCUAGCUGUACAUUGGAAUAAGAAAAGUGUACUGUGCAGUUCAUAAUGCAGAUAAAGCUCAUGAAAGGAGAAAAUGUUGAAGAGAAAAUUGUAUGAAAUGCAGGAGCAUUAAGUACAGUAAUGUUUACUUUUUUUCUGAUACCACAGAGAGUUUGUUUGAAGGCUCAGAUGGAGUAGAAAAAAUUUAGCAUUAUGCUGUAUAUGCUUUGAAGGGAAAUGAUACAAGUUGUAGUAUGUUAUGAUGCAUCUAUAUGAAUGAAUGAAAUGAAGAAUGGUUGUGUCUCAUGCUUAGUUGUCAUUUCCUCAGGGAAUGUGGGAAUAUUGGUAACAAGACUAUUUAAUAAAUUAAUUCAGUCCCAUAAGAAUGUAGAUAUAGUGUCUUGUCUUGAUUUCUGCCGCCUUUUGAAGGUGAAGCAUCAGAUGUUGACCAUUUUUAUUAUAUGUUUAGCAUAGGAAUAGAAUGGUUUAUUGUACCCAUACUGGUCACCAUGUUUGAAUCUUAAUGUAGAAUUAAGAUCACAUGUAACAUAACAAAAUUAUCAUUGUGCCAGUAUGUACAAUGGAACAUUAUUGUGCUCCUUUCUUCAUAUGGUUUUCUCAAAUACAUUGUGGCACACAUGACAUAAUGGAGUAUACUAGUAACAAUGACAAAAAAUUGAAAGGCCAAUUCAAACUGUGCCUACCAUAUAAACUUCAGGAAGUGUAUAACUUUUUAAAGCCAUUUUAUAAGGGGUUUCAGUAGUGUGAUAUAACACAGCAUUGUGUUCAUACAGCAGCAUAUACUGUAUCUGACUAAUUUUAUUAUUAUUAUUUUUCAUUUACAGGAAGGCUCUUGAUAGGUGAAAUAAUUCACUUGAUAAUGCAUAUUUACAUCUCUGUAUUAAUUAACCUACUGUAUCCAGACCAGGAUAUAUGCUCUGAGAGAACUUUUUUCAAGGCAACUAUGCAUCUUUGAGAUGAUAUAUAUAUAUAUAUAU
Messenger RNA from Homarus americanus (American lobster), 2523 nucleotides. RefSeq names its product zinc finger protein ubi-d4-like. Gene Ontology annotation, cellular component: nBAF complex. The transcript is spliced from 11 exons. Gene Ontology annotation, biological process: nervous system development. The record is from RefSeq and is a predicted model, not a curated record. The coding region runs from base 94 to 1449 and encodes 451 amino acids. Lineage: Eukaryota; Metazoa; Arthropoda; Malacostraca; Decapoda; Nephropidae.